Messenger RNA from Diabrotica virgifera virgifera (western corn rootworm), 5030 nucleotides. Its product is annotated as ATP-binding cassette sub-family C member 4. Gene Ontology annotation, biological process: transmembrane transport. The coding region runs from base 357 to 4328 and encodes 1323 amino acids. The transcript has 17 exons. Lineage: Eukaryota; Metazoa; Arthropoda; Insecta; Coleoptera; Chrysomelidae. The record is from RefSeq and is a predicted model, not a curated record. Gene Ontology annotation, cellular component: membrane. Gene Ontology annotation, molecular function: ABC-type transporter activity; ATP hydrolysis activity; ATP binding.
GAUAAACAUAUCUUAAAUAGCGGUUGUAUCAAUUCCCGAGAUAACCAAUGUAGGUAAAUACGAGAAACAUACCCACCGAGAAAAACCUUGUUACAAUAGUAAUUGAUACCCAUUCUGACGUUUACAAAGUUGUAAAGAAGAGAUGAAUAAUCUUUCUUCAAAAUACAUAUUAGUAUUUGUAUAAUAACCUGUGGUAUCAGUUAUUAGUGUGUGUAAAAAUAGUGUAAGUGAUCAAGCAAUUAAAAUACUGGAAACUACAAACGUUAUACAUCAUGUUAAAUUAAAAACAAAAAAUUGUCCUGUGACUACUUACGAAUACUUACUUAGAAAAUUAGAAUAGUUAAGAAAUCGCAAAGAUGGAAAUGACCAAAGAGAAAUAUAAUCCCAAUCCACGGGAGACUGCGAAUAUUAUAUCGGCUCUAUUUUUUGGAUAUACGUAUGAUGUAUUUAAGAAGGGCUUAUCGAAGACGCUGGAAGUUGACGAUUUAUAUAAUCCGUUAAAGAGUGACAGAAGCAAAGUCUUGGGAGAUAAUUUACAAAGAAAUUGGGACAAGCAACUAGAAAAAUCUAAGAAAUCAAAUUCCAAACCAAGUUUAUUGAAAGCCAUUGUUAUGUCAUUUUGGUUGGAGUACGCAAAGCUAGGAAUAUAUACUAUCACGACAGAUUUAGUGCUAAGACUCAUUCAACCUCUAAUACUUGGGAACCUAUUGGAUUAUUUUAAACCAGAAUCACAAGUUUCCGAAAAUGAGGCUCUUACGUAUGCAGGUAUCCUAGUGGCCAUAAACAUCUUGAACAUUUUGAUGUCAAAUCAAUAUAUGCUAGAGGUUUUUCACAGUGGCAUGAGGAUAAGAGCAUCUUGUUGUGCUGUGAUAUACAGAAAGUCAUUAAAAUUGAGCAAAACAGCCUUGGGAGAAACAGCAUCCGGAAAACUGGUCAACCUAUUAUCCAACGAUGUCAGUAGAUUUGAUAUUGUUAGUUUAUUCAUUCACCAAUUAUGGAUGGCACCUGUAUUGUCACUUAUAGUAAUGGGUAUACUGUACCAGAGAACUGGGUAUGCAGGAGUAGUGGGAGUUGUGGCAGUAUUUGUGAUAGUUCCCUUUCAAACCUACACCGGAAAAUUAUCUGCAAUAUACAGAAAACAGACUGCUUUCAAAACAGACGAGAGAGUCAGACUAAUGGACGAAAUCAUCUCAGGAAUUCAAGUUAUCAAAAUGUACGCAUGGGAAAUACCGUUCAGGAAAAUAAUCCGAAUUGCCAGACGAAAUGAAAUAAAAAUUAUUACAAAAUCUGCUUAUGUGAGAGCUACGUUUAUGGCAUUGAAUCUUUUCACCACCAGAUUGGCAUUGUUCUGUACUUUGCUGACAGUUAUUUUGUCGAACGAAGAAAUCACAGCGUCGAAGGUUUUUGUUGUAAUGGGUUAUUUCAACGUUCUUUCAAUGGCUAUGUCCACCAUGUUUAGUAGAGGAGUAUCUGAAAUGGCAGAGGUUAUGGUAGCUAUUCGAAGAAUUAGAGAUUUUCUCAUAAACGAAGAAUACGAUCCUAAUAGAACAAAUUUCGCUAUGAAUGGCAAUGUAAACAGUGUAGACGAUUUUAAAGAAAUUAUAAGUUUGCAAAAUUUGACUGUAAAAUGGAAUGCAAGCUUCAGUGACAAUGCUCUUGAGAAUAUAAAUAUAAAUAUUUCUGAUGGACAGAUGGUUGGAAUUAUUGGACCUGUUGGUAGCGGGAAGAGUUCAUUAUUGCAAACAUUACUGGGGGAACUGGACAUAACCGAAGGCAGUAUGAGAGUUCGAGGUCAAAUAUCCUAUGCUUCUCAGGAGCCGUGGGUUUUUGCGUCCACUGUUCGUCAAAACAUUCUUUUUGGUGAAGAAUACGACAAAAAGAGAUACCAUGAAGUUAUAGAAGCUUGCUCUUUAGAGAAAGAUUUUGAGCAGUUCCCAAAUGGAGAUUUAACACUAGUAGGUGAUAGGGGAUCAUCUUUGAGUGGCGGCCAAAAAGCUAGAAUAAAUUUAGCAAGAGCUGUGUAUAGAGAAGCCGAUGUAUAUCUCUUGGAUGAUCCGUUGUCAGCUGUGGACAUACACGUUUCCAAACAUCUAUAUGAAAAAUGUAUUAAUGGAUAUUUGGCCAACAGAACGAGAAUUUUAGUUACCCAUCAAGUACACUAUUUGAAAGAUGCGGAUAACAUUAUUAUUUUAAAUAAUGGACGCAUAGAAGAUGAAGGAACCUUCAAUUUUUUGGCAAACAGUGACAAUGUUUAUGCAAAACUUUUAACUGCUGAGCCAGAAAAUGUAGAAGAAAAGAAACAAGAUAGAUCUAAAUAUAAUAGGCAACUCUCAAUAAGAAGUCGAAAAGAUUCACUGGCAAGUAUAGUCAGUGAAUUAAGCAUUGCGGAUACUCUCAUAUCGAAUGAUAUCGACUUUGAAGAAGAAGAAGCUGAAAAGCAACUCGAAUUUGAUGUCAAAGACCUUCAGGAACAAUCAUCAAAAGGAAAAGUGGGCGGUUCUCUGUUGUUUAAAUAUAUGUUGGCAGGUUCUAAUUCAUUUGCUGUUUUAAUAUGCGUUAUAUUGUAUCUAGGAACUCAAUUAGCUGCCAGUGGGGUAGACUACUGGGUAAGCUAUUGGGUCAACGUAGAGGAAUUCAGGAGCUCCAGCGAAUCUUCUAAUUCUACUACACCUACAUUCAUUAUUCCAUCCAUUGAACUGACAACAAAUAAUUGCCUUUAUAUAUAUGGGUUCCUUUUAGGAGCUCUUUUUGUUCUUGCUAUGACAAGAUCUUUCUUCUUUUAUAAACUUGCUAUGUGGAGCUCCAAAAAACUGCAUGCGACAAUUUUUGAUAAUAUUGUCACUGCUACAAUGAGAUUCUUCGAUACCAAUCCAGGAGGAAGAAUUCUCAACAGGUUUUCUAAAGAUAUGGGAUGUGUUGACGAAUUACUACCGAAAGCAAUAUUGGAUUCUUCACAGAUGCUUUUGUCUAUGUGUGGAUCUCUCUUACUGAUAGUCGUAGUCAAUCCUUACUUCUUAAUUCUGAUUGGCGCCUUGAGUGUAGUUUUUGGUUUUAUGAGGCAUGUCUACCUAAAAUCUUCGAAGAAUAUUAAGAGGUUAGAAGGAAUAAUGAGAAGUCCCGUGUUUACCCAUUUGAGAGCUACCAUUGAAGGUUUGACAACCAUAAGAGCUUUUGGAGCCCAAAGUACUCUUAUGGACGAGUUUGAUCAUCACCAAGAUUAUCAUUCAGGUGCAUGGUACAUGUUUAUAGUUUCCAGUAAUGCAUUUGGAUUUUAUUUGGACUGUUUCUGUUCUCUUUUUUUGGCAGCACUUACUUUUAGUUUACUAUUAUUUGGGGAGGCCUUUAAUCUGAAGGGAGGUCAAGUAGGUCUGGCCAUCACUCAAGCAACAGCAUUAACAAGUUUACUACAAUGGGGUAUGCGUCAAUCUGCCGAGGUAACCAAUCAACUUAUGAGCGUGGAAAGGGUAUUGGAGUACCAAAAUUUGGAAAAAGAACCACAACCGGUCGUACCUCAAAAACCAGCAAAAGAAUGGCCUCAGAAAGGAGAAAUCACUUUUAAAGAUACUUGUUUAAAAUACUUUGAGGGUGGACCAUUGGUUUUGAAACAUCUUGAUCUUAAAAUUCAACCAAAGGAAAAGGUUGGAGUUGUUGGCAGAACCGGUGCAGGAAAAUCUUCCUUAAUUCAGGCACUCUUUAGACUAGCCCCAAUUGAAGGUUCAAUUAAAAUCGAUGACAUCGACACCAAAGACAUUAGCCUCAAUGAUCUCCGUUUAAAAAUCUCGAUUAUUCCCCAAGACCCAGUGCUAUUUUCAGGAACUUUAAGAUACAACUUGGACCCAUUCGAAGAAUAUUCAGACGAAGUUUUGUAUAAAGCUAUACAAGACGUAGAACUAAAAGAUCCUGCUAAUGUUAUUAACCGAUUGGAAAAUAGAGUCAUGGAUAGAGGUUCCAAUUACAGUGUUGGACAGAGACAGUUGAUUUGCUUGGCAAGAGCUAUUCUUAAAAAUAACAAAGUUCUUAUGUUGGAUGAAGCUACGGCUAAUGUAGAUCCACAGACUGACGCUUUAAUCCAGAAAACUAUCAGAAGAAAGUUCUCAGAUUGCACUGUGAUAACCGUCGCACAUAGACUGAACACAAUCAUGGACUCUGAUAAAGUAUUAGUUAUGGACGCUGGACAAAUAUCUGAAUUUGAUCACCCUCACUUACUCCUUCAAAAUAAAAACGGAGUUUUUUACAGUAUGGUUGCUGAAACUGGUAGAACAACAGCUGAACAGCUAAGAAAAAUUGCUUCAGAUAGUUAUCAAAAACUAAAUGCAUUACCAGAGUAAAAAUUACUAAAUCAAAGAGUACAAAAACAAUUAGAUUGUUAAAAAUUUUGUUGCCAUUAAGUAUGUUACAUUGAUUUAUUUUAACGUUAAUUAUAUUAAGGUUAAUUAAUUUUAAACUCUAGUCUUAUAUUUUACUCAAUGCGAUAACUGCUAACUAAGGCGCAUAUCUUAUGUUCAAGAUUACCAUUUUACAAAUUUUUUUAUUAGGUUCUAUGUGCCGAUAUAUUGAGUUUAAUGAAUUCGUUAAUACCUUAGGGCCGGUUGUUCGAACGCUAAUCAACAAUGAUUAUUAUCAAAUAUUUAAUUACUGUCACCAAAACUGUCAAUGUCAACUUUGUUUGGGUUGCUAAAAACAUAAUUAAUUAUAAUUAUGAGAUUUAUUAUUAAUUAUGUUAAUAACUAUUGUUAUAUUAAUUGAUUAUAGACUCCACAGACUUUUUAACAACCCAAACAAAGUUGACAUUGACAGUAAUUAAUUAUUUGAUAAUGAUCAUUGUUGAUUAGCGUUCGAACAACCGGCCCUAAUAAAUGUCUGGACAAUGCACUGACUUGUAUGUCAACAUGUCAAAAUGUGCCACUCUCAAACAAAACUGAAGAGUAUAAUAUGAUGAACUUCAAUUUAAGUAAAGAUAUUUGAAAACGGGUGGCACUAUAUAAAAUGGAAAAAAAUGAUACAUAAUAAAUAUUUAUUUUUAAUUACAA